AUGUCCUUAAAACUUAGCUGCUACUGUCAUGAUUGUUAUGUAAUUAUGUAGUUGUCAAAGGUAGUUUACUUAAUUAACCAAUCAAUCACACCGUUUAUAUCAGGUUAAAGUUUUGUCGUUAAAGGUUUAGACACGAUAGAAUAAAUCCAUUCUUCUAUCCAAACGUCUGGUCUGAUCUUUACAUGGUGUCAGACGUGGGAUCUCUCUAAAAUGGAUAAAUUAGACCCUCCAGAGCCACUCUCUUUUGAAGGAAACGUACGAGAAAACUGGAGAAGAUGGAAACAAGAGUUUGAGUUAUACCUAGCAGCCACUGAGAGUGAUGAAAAAUCUGAAAAAGUUAAAUCAUCUAUCCUACUCACUUGUAUUGGAAAAAGGGCUCGUGAAAUUUACAACACCUUCACCUUUCAGACCGAGGAAGACAAGAUAGGAUUGUGUGCGGAACGACUGACAACAAACUUCGUGAGCAUUACCUACGAGAAACAGAUCUCAAGUUGGAGAAGGCCAUUUUACUUGGUCGCGCUGCUGAGGAAUCGAGAAAACAUGCUGAAGAACUCAAACAUGCCUCGAAACCUACUCCAGUCGAUAUGGUCGGCCAAGGGGCGAUACCCAAGACAAACAAAGGCCCGACACCAGAGUACUUUCCUAACUGCAAAUUUUGCGGUCGUGGACAUAAUCGUGGAAAUUGCCCAGCAUACGGAAAGCUAUGCAACGAUUGUGGUGCUCCAAAUCACUUCGCCCAAUGCUGCCCUAAAAAACAACGCAGAUUCAACCCUCAACAAGCACGCAACAGGCCGAUUCGUGAAAUCACUCGUCACCCCGACCUCAGAGAGGAUGAAUGGGAGAAUUUUGUCGGUGCGAUAACUGUGGAAAGUCUAGGGGAAGAGAAAGAUGUCAACGAAACGACUCUACACUCAAACAAUGCAGAAGAUGAGGUACUGGAAUGGUCUGUCAUUUUGGAAUCAAAUGGAACUAACAUCAACUACAAACUUGACACAGGCAGUCAAGUCAAUAUUCUUCCAAGAAAGGAAUACACUACACUCAUCCACAAACCUAAGCUACAUCCAGCAAAAGUGAAGCUCACCGCCUACAAUGGCACCGACAUACCAGUCGUCGGCAAGUGCAUCGUCACUCUGAAGAACGGAUACCAAGAAUACAAAGUUCUCUUCAUUGUGGCAGAAAUGGAUUCUGUCCCACUCCUAGGACUGAACACUUGCAAGAAACUCAACCUCAUUAACCGUGUAAUGACUGUAGAUUGUGAGUACUCUAGUUUAAUUAAUGAGUAUAGCGAUUGCUUUGGUGAAAUAGGUAGUUUAUCUAAAGUUCAUCACCUAACCAUAGAUGGGAAUUUCUCCCCUGUUAUCCAAGCGCCUAGGAAAGUUCCCUUUGCCUUGCGUGAGAAAUUGAAAGAUGAGCUUGACCGCAUGAUGCGCCUCGGCAUCAUAGAUAAAGUUGACGGGCCCACUGAUUGGGUUUCUAAUCUCGUGAUCGUUGAGAAACCUAAUGGAAAACUGCGUGUGUGCCUUGACCCUCGAGAUCUUAAUCAAGCGAUAAAGAGGCAACACUACCAGCUACCCACUGCCGAAGAUAUUCUUUCUCAAAUGGCCGGCGCGAAGUACUUCUCAAAAUUAGAUGCGUCUUCGGGUUACUGGCAAUUAAAGCUUGACGAAGAAAGUUCAAAACUGCUCGCCUUUCACACACCGUUUGGUCGCUACAAAUUUAAGCGUCUUCCGUUUGGCGUUAACUGCGCAUCGGAAAUCUUUCAAGCCGAAGUGACAGAAAUCUUAGAGGGUUUAGAGGGAUGUGCAAACGCACAAGACGACAUUGUGGUCUGGGGCGACACAAAAGAUAACCAUGAUCGGCGGCUCAAGAAUGUUCUCUCAAGGAUUCGCUUUUCCGGUCUUAAAUUGAAUAGAUCGAAGUGUAUUUUUGGAUCUAACCAAAUAACGUAUCUCGGUCAACUCUUGACCUCCGAAGGCGUAAAAGCUGAUCCACGGAAAGUAUCAGCAAUUCUCGACAUGCCCGCCCCGGAGAAUAAGUCCGACCUUCAGAGAUUUCUCGGCAUGGUCACAUACCUCGGAAAAUUUGUGCCCAACCUUUCAGAGGUUUCUGCUCCGCUUAGAGUAUUGUUGGAAAAAGACAUAGUAUGGUCUUUUGAUACUCCACAGCAACAGGCAUUCCAAGAAUUGAAAUUGAUAAUAACCAAUGCCCCGGUCCUCAAGUACUUCGACCCAAAACUGCCAAUCAAGGUAUCAUCUGACGCGAGCAAAAGUGGUCUCGGUGCCACUCUAGAGCAAAAACAUGGCGACAACUGGUAUCCAGUCGCAUUUGCAAGUCGAUCAAUGACCUCGUCGGAAACCAACUAUGCCCAAAUUGAAAAGGAGAUUCUCAGUAUAGUUUUUGCCUGCGAGCGUUUCAAUGAUUUUCUCUACGGUCAGCGUUUCUUAGUCGAAAACGACCACAAGCCUUUGAAAGAUAUCUUUCAAAAACCAGUGCUCAAAUCUCCUCCUCGAAUUCAACGAUUCCUACUUCGCUUACAGAAGUACCAGUUCACAAUGAACUACAUUCCCGGUAAGGACAUGGUGGUCACAGACACGCUAAGUCGUGCAUAUCUCAGUAACACAUCAACACCUGAGAUUGAUACCUCUGACAUGACACGCUAUGUUCAUUUCGUAAUAUCGAAUCUUCCGAUUAGUGAUGACAAGCUUCUCGAGUUUCAGCGCGAAACCUCACGCGAUCCUGCUUUAGAGAAACUCCGGGGGUAUACAGAAAACGGAUGGCCCCAGGAGAAAAAAGAUGUUGAUUCUCUUGUACAUCCAUACUACAAAUAUCGCGAUGAAAUCACUGCUGCAAAUGGUCUGCUUCUGCGAAACGAGCGCAUCAUCGUUCCUACUACAAUGCGCCAAGAAAUGCGUACAAAAAUACACGCAGGCCACCUGGGUAUUGAAAAAUCUAAAGCGCGAGCAAGAGAAGUUCUCUUUUGGCCAGGCAUGUCAACUGAAAUAACAGAUAUGAUAGGAAAUUGUAGCAUCUGUUUAGAAUAUAGAAACAAGCAACAAAAAGAGCAUUUAAUCCCUCACGAAAUUCCCGAUCAACCCUGGAUAAAAAUUGGUGUUGAUCUGUUUAACUUAAAGAAUAAGAAGUAUCUACUAGUAGUAGACUACCACUCUAAGUUUUUUGAGGUUUGCUUGUUAGCAGAUACCUUAAGUUCAACUAUUGUAACUCACAUGAAAUCAAUUUUUGCACGGCAAGGAAUACCAAAGAUUGUAGUUUCUGACAAUGGUCCACAAUUUUCCUCCUAUGGCUUCGCCACAUUUGCCAAGCAGUGGGACUUCAACCAUGUCACGUCAAGUCCCACAUAUCCACAAAGCAAUGGUAUGGCUGAACGAACUGUGCAGACAGUCAAAAAUCUCAUCAGAAAAACACUGCAAGAUGGUGAAGACCCAUAUUUGGCGCUCCUCAAUUUUCGCACAUCUCCUACAGUGGAUGGUGGUCCUUCACCAGCUUUCAAGCUCAUGCAACGAAACCCAAGAACCUUACUACCAUCUGCAAAGCCAUACCGCGUCAAAGCCCCUAACUAUUCAUCAGCAUACUACAAUCAAGGUGUAAAGUCCCUACCAAGCCUAAGCGCACACGAUACUGUCAGAAUCCAAAACGGAACCUCAUGGGCUACCAAAGGCAAAGUCAUUGAACCACUUGAAUAUCCGCCUCGGUCCUACACCGUCGAAACUGAAAGCGGACACAGACUUCGCAGGAACAGGCGUGACCUACUACGCACCAAAGAGGAGUUUACUCCAUCUCCAGACAUCGGCAUCGCUCAGCCUUCGACAAACACAUCCGUAGAACAAGAUCAACACUCCACUGACCUGCACUCCACUUACGGUGAGGAGCCAGAGCCAACACCCGGUCCAAUAUACACACGAUCCGGUCGACAAGUGAUCAGACCGAUCCGAUUUAAGGACUUUGUAUGAACACAUAGUUAUACAAUAUUAUAAACCUCAUAGUCGUAUACCAUAUAUAUAUACAACAUAUAUUCAACUGUUAUAGGAAAAUGGGGAUGUCAUGAUUGUUAUGUAAUUAUGUAGUUGUCAAAGGUAGUUUACUUAAUUAACCAGUCAAUCACACCGUUUAUAUCAGGUUACAGUUUUGUACUUAAAGGUUUAGACACGAUAGAAUAAAUCCAUACUCUAUCCAAACGUCUGGUCUGAUCUUUACAGCUACGUCGAGGGUGAAGAACGUGAUAAAUCAGUCGCUAAAAGCCAAGUACUGACGCCAAAACAGCGAGAUGAAAAUGGAGGCAACAAUUUGUUCUCUAGAGCUGUCUUUAACAACUGCAAUUUCACUUUCACCCCUGCUGAAGCUGGCUUCAGUUGGGAUAAUGCCGCCCCUCCAACGAAGAAAUUGAAGAGAAUUUUGCCCCUCAUUGACAGCGACGAUGAACUUUAA
Molecule: messenger RNA, 4443 nt
Organism: Porites evermanni
Lineage: Eukaryota; Metazoa; Cnidaria; Anthozoa; Scleractinia; Poritidae
Source: the annotation of a GenBank genome assembly